UCCGAGCCUUGUGCACUUGUGGGACUCGUCUCACGAGUGCACGGCGUCUGCCACGUCCCCGAAUUUGGGUUCUGGGGCGUGACAGAUUUAGUAGUAUCAGAGCUUAGAUUGAGUGGCAUCAGAGCAGAUUUAGUGAUAUCCGAGCCUAGGUUUAAUUGAAUACCUAGGAUUUGUUUUGGAACUUGGCUAGCUAGUGGAUUUUAGACUCGUGGUGAGAUGAGUGAUGGGGUAUAUAAGGGACAAUUCUGAUUCAUGUUGCCUGAAUUUUCUCAUCCAUUUCGAUGAGAUGGUAAUGUGAUUGUUCUUGUUUCUUGCCUUCAUACUCUGUGUGAAGUUGUGAAAGUAAUCUUGCCCGUUAUGUCCUGAAGACCUUGUUUUGAACUUGGUCAUUUUCUGAUAGUCUGCACUUGUUUAGACUUGUUACGUGAAUAGAAUUUUUGUAUGCUCUUUUGCCACUAUUGUGAAAUCUGGGGAGUUGUAGAGAUCUUUUGUUAUUGACUCUGUUUGUCUCUACAGCAUAGCUGGUUGAGAAAUUUGCUCUGUUUGUCACAUGACCAGUGGAGGAUGGGCAACCCUCUACUUUGCAAGAGAUUCAAGGCUAUUUUAGCCAAUGUUGUGUGUUUUUCUAGAUGUGUUUUAGGAGCCGGAUAACUUGGUAAUUCAGUUGCUCCUUAUCUUUCUGUAAGUCUUGUAGUGAAGUUUCACUUUUUCCACUUGGAACUUCGUGGUCUUUUCAUGUGGCUCAUUUUUCUAUAUUGGUUAAUCAAAAGCAGUGAUCAUUCCACUGUAAUUGCCUUAUUUUUGUGAAGAUUGGCAAGUUGUCAUAAAGUUAAACUCUCUAUUGUUGCCAAUCUCUACAUUCUUGAUACCUGAAAUUGCUUAAAACUCUUGAAAUCCAUCUUGAAUCCUUCUUGAGAUUGCUUUGUACUUGUUCUUGAAAUUGAAAUCCAGGAAAUGGAUAAUGAUGAUUGGAAUCCUCAUUAUCUUGAUACUUGUCUGAAAUUAAUUAUUGCACUAUUC
Molecule: messenger RNA, 1020 nt
Organism: Rubroshorea leprosula
Lineage: Eukaryota; Viridiplantae; Streptophyta; Magnoliopsida; Malvales; Dipterocarpaceae
Source: the annotation of a GenBank genome assembly